Molecule: messenger RNA, 2408 nt
Organism: Coregonus sp. 'balchen'
Lineage: Eukaryota; Metazoa; Chordata; Actinopteri; Salmoniformes; Salmonidae
Source: the annotation of a GenBank genome assembly
AUGUUGAGGCCCGCAGUCAGUCACCAUCCUUGCAAAUACAACAUCAUACAAUCACUCCAGCUGGACAGCCUUCACAGCAAACUUAGCCAUCUACACAUAUACCACAUCAAGUCCCACAUGAACCCCAUGCGGAGGCUGACAAAAAGACAGGCUUUCUGUCAGGAAUAUUCAAUAGGAAUCCAACAGAGGAAGACUCCACUCAUAAAUCAGCUGAAAUUCUCAAGCACAAUCCAGAGCCAAAGACGCAAUCUGCAUGCUCCCAAGGUUUGCUCUCAAGCAUAUUUAAGUCUGGGCCAAGCAACACUGUAGCAAACACCCUCUGGAGAUAUGGAAGAGUGUAUGUACCUGGAAGAGACAGAAUGGUACCAGCAAUGGCUUGCACUCAAGGAAAGUGGUGGCCAGCUGAUGAUGGGGAGUGUGGGUACUUUGUUUACUCUGAUCAUGAAUACAUCUAUGCCCUGCUAACAGAUGCAGCAUGUACGAUGGUCUAUGCUUGUACUCCUGAGGGAGAGUCCUUGGGAACUGGGCCUGAUAACUUCCCAAGUGCUUGGCUACAUAAUGAAAUGGUCACAGUAUGUGGAUUUAACCUCUUAAGGAUCGGACCCUUUUUUUCAAAUCUAACUGCCUGUAGCUCAGGACCUGAAGCAAGGAUAUGCAUAUUCUUGAUACCAUUUGAAAGGAAACACUUUGAAGUUUGUGGAAAUGUGAAAUUAAUGUUGGAGAAUAUAACAUUUUUUAAAAUUGUUUUUUUAUCGUCUUUGAAAUGCAAGAGAUAGGCCACAAUAUAGUAUUGCAGUUUAGUGCAAUUUAGAUUUUAGCAGUGUGUGUGCAAAGUUUCAGAUUGAUCCAGUGAAGCAUUGCAAUACUGGACUAUUUUGUAUCAAGUCUGCCCAAAUGUGCCAAAUUGGUCAAUUGAUACAUUUUCAAGUACAUAACUAUAGAGAACAUACAAAAAUGAUAUGGUAAUACAAAAUGUAAGUUUACACACUCCCAGGAAUGUCAUACAUGAUGGAUCAUUAGCUUAUACACUAACUUUCACACAUCUAGAUGGCCGGGCGGGGUGGGUGUGGAGCCAGAGACAGCAGGGGUUCAAACUGUAGAACCCAGUUCCUACAUUUGAAUAUAAAAAUUGAUUUUAUCAAACAUUACUAUGCUACAUUUUAUCUCUGGACCCUUAGGAUGACAAAUCAGAGCAAGAUUACUGAAUGUAAGUUGCCGUGAUACGUUUUUUGUUGUUGUGCACUCUCCUCAAACAAUAGCAUGGUAUUUUUUCACUGUAAUAGCUACUGUAAAUUGGACAGUGCAAUUAGAUUAACAUGAAUUUAAGCUUUCUGCCCAUAUAAAACAUGUCUAUGUCCUGGAAAGUUUGCUGUUACUUACAACAGUCAUGCUAAUCACAUUAGCGCACGUUAGCUCAACCGUCCCGUAUACGGCACACCGAUCCCGUGGAGGUUAAAGUCCCUCUCUAUAAUGAGGAUGAACUCUUCUGGCUCCCUGGACAAGAUCAGGGUGAUCCACAACUCCUUAAUGCCCCUCUCGACUUAUCUGCUGCCUGUAGAAAAGGAAAUCAGAUCAUGAAUUUGAACCUGGAGCGUUUCUCUCAGAUGUUUGAGAGCUCCUUUCUUGCACGAAAAGAACAGGCUGUAGAUUUUUCACUGUAUAGACUGAACAAAGUCAUGAUGGAUCCAAGACAACCCAACUAUGCCUAUCAGGAUCCAUAUACGGAGGUCAUAGACAUUUCGUGUUCUAACAGAGAUCAGACAGGCCCUUACUGGAACAAUCAGGAAAUGAAGUCACUUCUCUCUCAUAAGGUUGCUAUCUCACACAACAUUACCCGCACCGCAGAUUCCUCACAACCGCGCUUGAACAACUUUUACCAGCCUUGUCAAAGGAGGUGUUCAUCUUUUGGGUUCAGAGUAAGGCAUGUAGAUGACACGCCAGAGAAGGAAUGCAGACAGAGAGUGACCCCGGGAGAAGAAAUACCUAAUCGGCAAGUCAAGAAGAGCUCUUCAUUCAUUUCCUCAAUGGUUGGAAAAAACCCUGAGUCAGAUUUGAACAAAGGAAGAGCUGGCUUGGCCUCCCGUGCUAAUGGAGAACAACGUAAGACACCUGGGACUAGGGCUACCCUGGUGGAUUUGCAGGCCAAAAGUAUACUUUCAUCGGGUUUCCAGAGUCUAAAGAUUAUCAAGGAAGAUCUCCCUGCUACAACAGCUCUGCCUCAGAGUGCAGUUCAACAAACACAGAGACCAGCUGCAUCCAAUCCCUCUAGAAUUCUGCCCUUGCCCCCGACAUCUGGACAAUCUGGGCAAUCCCCAGCACAAUCACCAACUGUUACUCGAUCAGGACAAUAUGGGCAACCCCCAGCACAAUCACAGACUGUUACUCAGAAACCUAGACUUGCACGAUAA